UCUUACUAUUUUCAGCACAGUAAUAACUCUAACAUCAGGGGAAACGGCUGGCUCACAGGAGGUGGUUGUCAAUUGAAAUAUAGCUCAGUUGCCAAGAGAAAUUUCGGAAAGUCCAAGUACUUGUGGAAUCAGACGAAAACAAUCUUCCACUUGGAAGCAACCCAAACCUGGCACUGAUAAAGCACUGUGUCCUUAGUCAGGGGCUUCCCUCCAAGGGAGCAAUUAGAACUGUAGAGACAUUGAUACAUGCUAACCUUAGGUGACCUUCUCCAACCACUCUCACAAUUUAGAAUGAAGAAAAUCAACAUGAGAGGCUGCAUGAGCCUUCUCCUGGCUUCUCAAUCACUCUAACAGCUAAUGCUGAAAAAUGACUUAUCUUGCUUUCCAUUUGUUCUGACACAACUGUUUGCUUCUUUUCUAUCAGAGUCAGCUGAAAACUCUCCUGGCUAUUGGUGGCUGGAACUUUGAGACUGCUCAGUAAGUUUUUCGAGAUGACUUCCUCCAUUGAUUUUACUACAAGGCACUGGGACUACCAAGGCAGUCCCUCACCCUGCCUUCUUUGGGUCUCCUUUAGCUUCGCCUCCAUGGUUUCCACUCCUGAGAACUGCCAGACUUUUAUUGCCUCAGUCAUCAAAUUCCUGUGCCAGUGUGAGUUUGAUGGGCUGGACUUUGAUUGGGAGUAGACUGGCUGUCGUGGGAGCACACCUCAGGGGAAGCAUCUCGUCACUAUCCUGGUGCAGGUGAACUGCAUUCCGUAUCAUUUUGACUGGAAACCACACAACGAGUCUCCUUUGAAAGAUCAUUGAAGCUGUAUAGAAAACCUAGCUCCCUAAGUGGGAAAUAAAGGACCUGGAGACCCUAUUCUAGUGAGGAUGCUGAAGAAAGAAGGAUGAAAGAGAUUCAUUCAAAGAGUUGUCAUGGAAGUCAACUUAUAGUUGAUAUUCACAGACUUUCUCCUACUCAUGUAUAGGAAAUGCAUGAAGCUUUUGAGCAGGAGGCCAAGCAAAUCAACAAGCCCAGGCUGACGGUCACCGCUGCAGUAGCUGCUGGCAUCUCCAACAUCCAGUCUGGGUAUGAGAUUGCCCAGCUAUCCCAGUACCUGGACUAUAUCCAUGUCAUGACCUAUGACCUCCACAACUCCUGGGAGGGCUGCACUGGAGAGAACAGCCGCCUCUACACAUACCCAACUGACGCUGGCAGCAACACCUACCUCAGUGUGGAUUACGGCAUGAACUGCAGGAAGGACGAUGGGGCCCCAGCUGAAUAGCUCAUUAUUGAAGUCCCAGCCUAUGGACACACCUUCAUCCUGAGCAACUCCUCCAAUACCGGCAUUUGCGGCCCCACCUCUGGCACUGGUCCUGCUGGGCCCUGCACCAGGCAGUCUGGGUUCUAGGCCUACUGAGAGAACUGUACCUUCCUGAAGAAUGGAGCUCCUGAAGUGUGGGAGGCCCCCGAGGAUGCUCCCUGUGCUUACAAAGGGAAUGAGUAUCUUGGAUAUCACGACACCAGGAGCUUCAAAAUCAGGGCUGAUUGACUGAAGAAGAAAAACUUUGGAGGUGCCAUGGUCUGGACCGUCUGUUUGGAUGACUUCCUGAGUACUUUCUGCAACCAGGGCAAAUUCCCCCUGAUCACCACCCUGAAGGAUGCCCUGGGCCUGCUGAGUGUGGGUUGCAAAGCCCCAGCCCAGCCCAUUGCUCCCAUUGUGGAGGCUCCCAGUACAGACAGCUCUGCAGGCAGCCUCAGUGGCGGUGGGUUCUGUGCCAACCAGGCUGACAAAAAUGACCCAACAACCCUGACCCUGGACAAAAAUGCCUUCUACAGCUGUGUGAGUGGACAGACUUUCACUCAGCACUGCCAGUCUAGCCUAGUCUUUGAUGCCUCCUGCUCCUGCUGUAACAGGUGA
This is a messenger RNA of Equus caballus (horse), 1903 nucleotides long. RefSeq names its product acidic mammalian chitinase. Gene Ontology annotation, molecular function: chitin binding; chitinase activity. NCBI's taxonomy places the organism in Eukaryota, Metazoa, Chordata, Mammalia, Perissodactyla, Equidae. The record is from RefSeq and is a predicted model, not a curated record. Gene Ontology annotation, biological process: carbohydrate metabolic process; chitin catabolic process. Gene Ontology annotation, cellular component: extracellular region.